Ricinus communis (castor bean) is the source of this 1148-nucleotide messenger RNA. Its product is annotated as protein Abitram. The record is from RefSeq and is a predicted model, not a curated record. The coding region runs from base 16 to 864 and encodes 282 amino acids. Lineage: Eukaryota; Viridiplantae; Streptophyta; Magnoliopsida; Malpighiales; Euphorbiaceae. Gene Ontology annotation, cellular component: nucleus. The transcript is spliced from 6 exons.
GACAGUAGGAAGGAGAUGAAUAACGCAGGGCAGCCGUCAGUUAGAGUCGCCCAACUCAAACUCAAACUCAAAACCAUUUUAACUGAAACUAAACUCGCGAAAAAGAAAAGAACAAGAAAAUCAAUCCUCGUCUCUUCUGCUCUCUUCUCUUCUCUUCUAUACUUGCAUUCGAUGAGCAGUCAAAGCACAGAGAAAUCCAACAUUCAAGAAACCAUCACAGUACAAGAUAACCCAACCCACAAACAAGAACAAAAACAAGAAAAGCAAUCAAAACAAGUUCAGGAAGCAGAAGAAGAAGACCAAGUUACCGAUGAAGAUUUACAUAAGCUCCUUUUACCUGACGUCAGCAAUCUUCCUAUUGUGCCUCCCUCUUCAAUUGAAACCAACUUCGUCUCUUAUUUCGCUCCAGAUUUUAUGAAGCCAGGGCAUGACCAGUACGUUUAUCGUCAUGCCAAUGGUUUGUGUGUGAUCGGUCUGGCUCCUACACACGUGGCUUUUAAGGAUGAAGGAGGAAUCACAGCCGUUGAUUUUAAUGUUGGCAAGUCUGAUCGGAGUGGUUUUAAGGUUACCGGAAAGCGCAAAAAGAAUGCACAACAUUUUGAGUCCAACACAGCUUUGUGCAAAGUUUGCACGCGGGAUGCUUCCUAUAUUGUCAGUUUGUUAUUGAAUUUCGACAGGUGUUGUGUUAAAGGCUCGCUGUUAGAGGUAAAUGAUAAGCUAAUCAAACAACCGGGAUUGCUUAAUUCUUCUGCAGAUAGAGAAGGAUACACUGCCAUUAUGAUGCCAAAACCAGGAGAUUGGCUGAAGAUCAAGUCUUCAUUACUGACCCUUGAAGAAUACAAGAAAUUGAGAGAAGGAAGGUGAGAAUUGAACAGCUUGGAACAAUUUCUCGGUACCUGGAGAAAAACAAGAAAUACAGAGGCAUGCUGCCUCACCAUGAUCUUUUUACUGGGAAACUCGCCCAUCAUCAUUUUGUACAUUGGGCUCUGCCACCAACCCCAGUUUAGACGCAAACUAGCAUGAUACUUCAACAUCUCAGAGCGCCGAGGGUGAAUUGUACCAUUUUGUUGUUUUAGAUUAAAUUUAUCAAUCUUCCCAAUUAAUAAAAUAAAAACAAUAGGUAAUCUGAAUGUGUUUCUUUUCUGGUA